AAUUAAACAGCCACCAUGUCGAGCAAAAAGGCAAAGACCAAGACCACCAAGAAGCGCCCCCAGCGCGCAACUUCCAACGUGUUCGCCAUGUUUGACCAGUCACAGAUUCAGGAGUUCAAGGAGGCCUUCAACAUGAUAGAUCAGAACAGAGACGGUUUCAUCGACAAGGAAGAUCUGCAUGAUAUGCUUGCUUCUCUAGGGAAGAACCCAACUGACGCAUACCUGGACGCCAUGAUGAAUGAGGCGCCAGGGCCCAUAAACUUCACCAUGUUCCUCACCAUGUUUGGCGAGAAGCUGAAUGGCACCGACCCUGAGGACGUCAUCAGAAAUGCUUUCGCCUGCUUCGACGAAGAGGCAACCGGCACCAUUCAGGAGGAUUACCUGAGGGAGCUGCUGACGACCAUGGGCGAUCGGUUCACAGACGAGGAGGUGGACGAGCUGUACAGGGAAGCGCCUAUUGACAAAAAGGGGAAUUUCAAUUACAUUGAGUUCACGCGCAUCCUUAAACAUGGAGCAAAAGACAAAGACGAUUGAAGGAACUUUAGCUAAAACUUUCCUAUUACUUUGUCUUACUCUGUUUUAUUUCCCAGGCACUUCCCUUCCCCCUGAUAGAUCUGUUGCAUGCAACUUAGUUUCACAGCUUUGCCUGUUUUUGGUGUAUUUAUUCUAGACCUUUCUGCCACUUAGCACUUGUAUAAUCAGACUGCACAUGGGAUGAGGUUGUAAAUUGUAUUGAAAAAGAGAUUGCGAAUAAAAAUCAACAAAUGUGAAAGCCCAGGAAAAUAUAUCCGGUAUUUCUGGUUUUGCUGGAUUUUUACAUUUUUAUAUAAUAAAAAUGCUAUUUUGAAAUAAAGAUUAUGCUGACUCAAAUGGAA
Molecule: messenger RNA, 875 nt
Organism: Vicugna pacos (alpaca)
Lineage: Eukaryota; Metazoa; Chordata; Mammalia; Artiodactyla; Camelidae
Source: RefSeq, a predicted model, not a curated record